Struthio camelus australis is the source of this 5684-nucleotide messenger RNA. RefSeq names its product family with sequence similarity 167 member A (gene FAM167A). The record is from RefSeq and is a predicted model, not a curated record. NCBI's taxonomy places the organism in Eukaryota, Metazoa, Chordata, Aves, Struthioniformes, Struthionidae.
UGAGCCUUUGAGUCCCUGCCAUCGAUGUCGGUGGAGAGCACCCCCUCAGCCUGGGUAGUCACGGUGGUGAGGGCAUCUCUACCCUUUCUCCCUCCUCGGGAUCCCGCAAGGCAGCUGAGUCGGAGGAUGUUUAGGACCCAGGCUGCACGGCUCCUCCCUUUCAGGUCUCUUCAGGGUUAUUGCUUGGUGGGAGGUAGGUUCAGGGCUUGAUGGCAUGAAUGAAAGAGAGACAGGAAAUCUGGACUGAAAAGCUCAAACUGGAAUAGCUCGCUUGUCUCCAGGCAACAGGCCUGACGCAACCGCUGGGGGAAAAAAAAAGUCUCUUAAAUAAAAAAACACACACAGAGAGAUUUCUGAAGCGAGACAGAGACAAGGAUGAGACAGUCUCCUGGAGGCACUGGUGACACUGCUUUGCAAAUACCAAGUUGGAGACUCGAAGACGAAGCAGCGAGUCAAGACGUCCGUGGAAUAUUCCCUGUGACUCGGUCCCCGGUGUUCAUCCAGGGCCAGUGCAGUGCCUGAAAGGGAGACCCUGUUGAUGUGGCUGUCCUCCAAGGGGCUGUGUCUGGCACGCCACGGCAGUGGAGGCAAGCAGGCCUGGCUCUGAGGGUUUCCCACCCCAGGUCUUGCCCUUUGUAGCCCACCUCUAUGCUGUUUGACUCCCAGAGAGGAUGUCUCUCCCUAAAAUCCAAAUAGAAGAGGCAUCAGAGAGCACGGAUACCAGCUCGGGAGGUGCUGUUCCUCCCGAUGAUCACCUGAGGAGUCUCAAGGCAUUGACAGAGAAGCUGAGACUGGAAACCAGGCGCCCAUCCUACUUGGAGUGGAAGGCAAAGGUGGAGGAGCAGGCAUGGAAAAGCCCUCAGCCGGCUGGAGAGGAAGAGGUGAACGAGGCCAGAAAGGCCACAGAGGAGACUGUCCCUCUAAGGAAGGUGCAGCUACAGCUCAAUGGGACCUCUUCCGAGGACAAGGUGACUCUUACCUCAGGGAAAAUAGGAGGUUUUGAGAGCAUCGAUGAAGCUUUGACUUGGCUCAGGAAGGAAUUGGCAGAAAUGCGCCUGCAGGACCAGCAGCUGGCGAGGCAGCUCAUGCGUCUUCGCAGUGACAUCAACAAGCUGAAAAUUGAGCAGACCUGCCACCUGCACCAGCGCAUGCUCAAUGAUGCCACAUAUGAGCUGGAGGAGAGAGACGAGCUCUCCGACCUUUUCUGUGACUUCCCGCUCAUGACCUCCUUCAGCCUCUCGACACCGCUCAAGCUCAUUGGGGUCACCAAGAUGAAUAUCAACUCCCGCCGGUUCUCACUGUGCUGAAGCGGGCAGAAGAGGGAAGGAUGGGGAAGAAAGAGCAAGAGGAAUGGGCAGCACAAAGGCUCUCUCCAUCUGACAGCUGGGUGCAAAGAGGCCUCAGAGGAGUAGAGGGAACAGGAGCAAACAGGGAGCCCAUAGGUGGUCUUGAUGGCAGGGCAGAACUCAACACCAAGAUGGCCCAGAGAUGUUUGUGAAGAAGACAGGACCUGCAAGAGCCACGGAUAGCAUCCAAACCCAGUAUAUGCACUUAGCUUGCUCCUUUGCAAAGUCCCUUCUCCUCCUUCUCCACCUCUGCAGUAACUAAGAGGCAGACACAGCUCCAGUAUGGUUCAUUGUACUCAGAAAUUGAAGUAGAGGUUCAAAGAUCAGCCACAAAGCAGAGCAAAAUCCCUUUCCCUUUCCCCUUUACCUCCUUUUGGGCUUUGACCCUCAGCCUCUGCUGUUCCAGGCACAAGCUCCAUUUGGCUAUUUCAAGUCUGAAGCUUCUAGUGGAGAAGAGCCCUCUCAGCAGGUGAGGGACUGGGGGUUAAAUUGUACGCAAGCCCAAGAAGUGCUGAGAAGCUGCACUUUUUAACGUGCUCUGUUGAGUCCAAUGUACACUAGAUUAAUUUUGCCUGUGGUGUGGAUCAUGGACACACUGACAUAGAAACUCCAGCUGGCCAGAGGUCUUCCGUGUGCCCUAGAAGUUAAAUUAGGAGCAACGCAUGUCCUAGAUCUCACUGUCAGCAGUGGCCACAAGAUGCCAUGUGGUUACUCCCAUACACAGUAAGAGGAGGAAGAUAAUCUAUCCCCCAUGACAUCCCCUACCAGAGAAAUCAUCACAGAAUGACAUUCACCCCAGCACCACCAGCUGGAUCCUCUGUAGCAACACACUUCCACCAAAGAAAGGAAAUUCAGGAGGAGAAAAAAGACUUUUGUGAAGUGAUCAAAGUGUAAAGGAUGACUAUAAAAUUAAAAGAAGAAAUAUUGCUGCAACGAGCUGUUGUCAGCAGGCUUUGGACCUGCAGCAAACACAUAGGAUUCCCUCCAUGUCUGGCAGAAUAUAAGACUCUGUAAGAUACUGUAUUUUCUUGCCUCGUCAGUGCAAAGAGCUUCAUACCUGCCUGUACACUGCACAUGGCAUGGAGGGCAGAGACACUCAUGGUAUAGAUGAGCAAGGAUUGGGACACAAUCAGUCCAGCCAUGGUAACCCUGGGACACCUGGCACCCGAGACAGACUCUUCAGAGGGAGCAUGGUUGUCUGCAGGCUCUCCAGGUCCGUUUCAGCACCUCUCCUGACCAUGUCAGAACGGUGGCAGUCCAUCACCCCAAACCAGCUCUGCUCUCUGCAGAGUGCUAGAGAGGACAGAUGAGAACUGAAUGGAACAGAUGUGACCGUGUCCGCACAGCUAACAGCCCAACUGCAGGGGAAAGUGGGGAAUGCAAGCCAGCACUGAGCCAAAAGCUGUGUGGCCAUGCUGACAUGCCUCUGUAUGCUCUGUAUGUGUCUGUAAGCUCUGUGUGUGUGUGUGUGUGUGUGUGUGUGUGUGUGUGUGUGUGUGUGCGUGUGUAUGUUUUUGUAUGUGUGCAUAUGAGCCUGCAGGAAGUCUCUCUAGGAAGGACCAGAGAGAGUGGUGGGCCCACAUCUUUGUUUCCACAUAGGAUGUGAACUAAAAGCCAAUCAGAUUCUGCCAUGCCUGAGAAGAGAAUAAGGAUGCAAUGAGGCCUCAAGGCUUUGGGUUUCAGUGGAGAGCUGAGGCCAAUGCAGAGUGCUGGCCCCAUGGGACAGACAGUUGCAGAGAUCUGAAGCUACAGCCUGGUGCAACCUUAUGGUGAGAAGGCUUGUAAUUCAUCUGCCUCGCAGGCGGUGCUUUAAUUCCACAGGUCUCCAUGGGAGAAACAAGUUACCUUGUGAAUGGGUUCAUAAUCACAUGAGACUGACAGCAGCCUCUGGAUCUGACUUCAGUCCUCUAUCUGCAGGGGCUCCAUAAUGUAUAACCCCUUGGUGAUUCCUCCCCCUCCAUUUCAAAGCUUACUGGGGCUUCUUCCCCAGUUGUACUUGGAAGCUCUGUAAGAACUGAGAAGUUCCUGUGGCCAGAAACUUGCCUCCAGUUUCUGUUCUCAGUCAAUUCACAACCAGUCCCUACAUUUAAUAUUUUCCAGUUUAGCGGCAACACGUCUCCUCUCUUCCUGGUGCUUCUUCCCUGCUGCAUUUCAUAGACAGCAGUCAACUUCCCCCUUCUAAGCCCUUCUUUUGCUAGGUUAAAAAUCCUAGAUUUAUUUAGUCUCUUCUCAUAAGACGGGCUCCUCCAUCCUCGGCCUUCCUGGAAGCCCUUCUCUGCCUCACUCCACCGUGAAUUUGCGCUUGAAGCAGAUUGUCAAAUGACUGUUUUGCUGAGGUUGAGGUGUCUGUGCGUUUCUGUGAAAAGUAUAAUUUCUUUCUGCUAAGAAAGGCCACUGGAGCUCUAUCUACACUAAUAAGUUAAGCAGUACAAUGCUCAGACAUGGGAACUUGUACUGCCCAGGUACUGAAAGUUUAGUAGGGAUGUGGCCAGAGUGCCAGCUGGCCUCUGGACAAGAGAAUACCAGUCUUGUUGCUGAUUAAUUUACUAGUAGAGAAGUAGCCUUAUUUUCCCAUGGGCAUUCAAAAAAAAAAAAAAGAAAAAACAGCUCAUUAAAAUUCUUCUUUGUUUACUUUUUUAAUAAAAAAAAAGAUUCCUGUCCCACAUGCUGAUUUUCAGACGCAUUUCAAUCAAACUACAGCAAUGACAACAUUUCUAUGGAAGAAGAGGACUGGUUCUCUCUAAGACCAGCUAGAGUCAAAUACGGAUUGAGCCCACCUUCGGGCCCUUAUUUGGUACCUGAAUGCAGGAGACUAGUACAAGCACAGUCUUAGGAAGUCAUUAUAUGUGGUGUUAGAAAUACCAAAUGUCUGGGUUCCAGACUUGCAUUUCCUGCAUUAAGUGGGAUGGGAAGGUUCACAACUGCCAGCUGUUCAUCAAAACGCACAAUUUUUUAGUUAUAAAAUGAUAUCUGUAUUGAUUUCUGCACCUGGCCUCUCACUGUGUCCAGUGGCUCCACCUCAGCCUGGAGGGCCAUUGGAGGAUACUAAGGGAGUUUCUAUCUGUUCUCUGGGGACAGGAGGACGUUUUUUUAAUUAUGCCUGCCAAUAUGGUCGUCCUCUACUACCCGCUAUCGGCAAGAGUUGGACAACUAAUGUCCUGCACUGAAGGGCACAAAUCCAGAGCACAUACAUAUGUUUCAAAAUGCAGACAGCAGUGGCAGGCUGUUUAUGUGAAUCUAUGUGAAGUAUCAGGCAGUAUUAGCAACUGUGAACUAAGAAGCAUCGGUCUGGUGCUGGUUUCCAGGUACACAAGAUUUCCAGUCAAAUUUCUCCAGGUUUUUCUAUCCAUGCGCAUCAUGUGGAUACCUUUACAGCUUCACCAGCAAUUACUCCACCACACAAUCUAUAGGAGAUAAAAUUAAGUUAAGGUGUGAGAAUGUUGCAUAUUUGGGCAAAAAUGUGCUGGAAACAAAGCCAAAAAAAAACCAAAAAAAGUCUUCUUUUGUUAGGUGUGGUUUUGUUGCUCAACCACUGAGUCAAAAGUGGGUUCAGACACUUAAAAACAUAUCAGGGUAUGGAAGAAAAAUAGAUAGAUGAGUGUCUGAUUUUUGCUGAGCUUUGUUUGAAAAAAUAAAAAUAGAGUCAUGUAAAGGCUGGUAUACAAGGCUGGGCCUUGAGAAACAUGAGUUUGAGUCACUACUCCCACUACAAAAUCCUGGGAAAGGAUUCAUCAGGGCUCAGCUGUCCACAACGAGACAAGUCAUGCCCUCAAAGUGCCAGGUCUUCCCCUUGUCCAAGUGUCCAAGAGCCACGUUCUCCUUUUUGAGGAAAUAGACAGCUGUCAAAAGCAAUAAGAACAGCAGUGAAGCCAGGGCAACAAUGCAACCCAGCCAGCCAGUCCUGUAGGUCCACCGUCCCCUAUGGUGACUGCAAAGAAAGGCUGGAGACAGCCAAGGACAGUGCUUCUGGGGUCCAUCCUGGAUGUAACCCUUAACAUGAUCAUCUGAAUCAAGGCCAUAAUACCCGUCUUUGGAGAACUGGCUGCAUUUCAGAUGCUGCUCAGGUUUCACGGCAUGGGCACCCAGCUGGACCAUUUAUAUUUGAAGCAGGGCUCCACUAGACUUUGAUUCAAGCUCUCUCAGAUUGUCCAUAGCUCCCUAGCUGUGAGGCAUGCUCCUCACUGAAAAUGAAGAGCGAGUCUGAGACUACACAAAUAAUUGAUCUGAUUUUUAAAUUACAUGGCCAGACUGGAAGACAACAACUUUCCCCAGGCUAACUUGAACACCACAUUUCAUAAUUUUUUUUUUUUUUUUUGCCCCAAAAGCUCACACGUAUGC